UUUGGAGAGCCCUUCUCAGAAAACCCUGGGGUUUAUGAUCUGGGGUUUAGAUCCAGAGGCCAGGAUGGGACAGAGCUUAUCCGGGGUCACAUGCUGAUGCACAGAAAGUUCACAGAGCUGGAAAGGACAGGAGAGGAGUCUAAAGAGCACAGAGCUUGCCCAUCUGUAGAAUGGGAUAAGAACCCCUGCCUGGAAGGAUCACAUGGAAAUAGAACGAAGCCACCAACCCGGGAGCUGCUGGUGGAGCUCGGUGAUUUGGGAGCUGUUUGUCUCUGGCUCCUUCCCUGCUGCUGUGCAGUUGGGCGGGAGAAAGCAGCACCACAUGCAUGGUAGGGGCCUGGCGCAUGGGUAUGCUCGAAGUGCGCUGUGAGCUUCGGAGUGGGGCGGGUUAUUUGUUUACACAGCAGAUACCUGGACCCCUUUUCCGACCACUGGUUCUCGAUCCACAGGCGAGGAGCCUCUGAACCUGCUGGACGCCCACACCCCCAGACAGCUUAAAGUGUACCAGUAACUUAAUGGCGGGAUAAAAAGCACCACAGGGACACACACGGCCCUGUGAAGGGCUCUGGCCAGACGGAGCAGGGCCGCCCCUGUUUGGAGAACAGUGGACUUUGGAGGAUGAGCAGAAGGGGACCAAGGCGGGUCCAGAAUGAAGCAUUCCCGGAGGGCUACACCUGGCCAGCAGUCAUCAGACCGCUACAAGCACACCUGGAGGUUCUUUGCAUCCAAUUUUCAUAGGCGAUACUGCUCACUCAAAGCCAUUCAGGGACAUUCCUUACAACACUGGAGCAGAAAAGCCUGUGUGCGGUCUCUCUCUCACCCGGCCGGAGCACGCCAUCUCCUCCCUGCAUUGAGACUGGAAGCCUGCCAGCCCCACAGCCUGCUUUCCAGGGCCCAGGUCUGUGCUGGACUCUUCUGGAGAAAGGAAGAGUGGAGGCUGAAGACAGAAAGAGACACAGCCGAGCUGCCCGAGCUGCAUGCGGGACCUCUGCCCACCCCUCUCCUGCGGCUGCAUGAUGGUCAUCGGAAGGGCCAUGACUGGGCAGGGAGGACCUGUCACCUCCCCUCCGUGGACUCCCUCCUCUGCUGCACAGCACCAGGUUAAAAGGAGGCUGUCAGAGUGGAGCCAGUCUGACCGACACCCUUAUAAGGAGAGAUUCGCAGACACCAGGAAACACCAGGGAGGACACAGCAAGCAGCUGCUCAUCUGCAGGCCAAGGAGAGGCCUCAUGGAGUCACACCGCACACCAUGUUCUGGGACUUGGGCCCCCUGAGCAGUGAGAAAAUACAUUUCUGUAGUUUAAGCCAACAGCCUGCAGUGUUUUGUUAUGGCAACCCUAGAAAAGUAAUAUACAGAGUCUAGAAAACAAUUUGUUGAUGAAGGGUUAAUGACACAGUAAGAUGACUGACCAGUCAGGCACCAUGCAGUGGGAACUGUAAGAGAGCCUGGGACUUCAAGACAGAUUUCCAUUAGGUGAGAUACUUCAAGAGGGUGGGGGAAGGAGGGAAGGACAGGAGCCCAUUAAGGGUUUAAUAAAACGCAUAAAGGAAGCAACGACAGCAGAUUAAAAUACAUUUCAGUGACUUGCUUAUCAAAGUGAUAAUCUCUGC
Messenger RNA from Fukomys damarensis (Damara mole-rat), 1611 nucleotides. RefSeq lists its product as uncharacterized. The transcript has 6 exons. Bases 650 to 1105 code for a protein of 151 amino acids. NCBI's taxonomy places the organism in Eukaryota, Metazoa, Chordata, Mammalia, Rodentia, Bathyergidae. The record is from RefSeq and is a predicted model, not a curated record.